CUUUAUAAGCAGCCAGCUACCUUGGUCUCUAAACCCCUUCAUUAGAACCCUGGCCACCCAUCUCAUCUUAAAGAAGAGAUGCUGAAGCCUAAUCUCCUCACAGCAAACAGUGCUCCCUUCCUCUUCUUCUCCCAUGGGUCCCUUCUUUCCAGCCACCGCUCCUCGCCGUUCAGGCUUCGGCCGGCGACGGUCAAGCUCCAAAAGAUAGGGAAGCAUGACUGCAUUCGUUGUGCUUCAGGGAAAGUUCAAUCUUCUUCAGUGGAUAGAGAUGCACCCAUCGGUCUUAGAGCGGUUGUUGCCGUCAAAAUGACGGUCGGAGGUUUACUGAGUAACCUCGGUCCCUCGCGUGCACUCGAUGACACUACUGAUCUGUUUGGUAAAAGUCUCCUCCUUGAGCUCCUGGCUGCCGAGGUCGAUCCAAAAACGGGACAAGAGAAGGCGACGAUUCAAGCCUACGCUCACAAGGGCAGCCAAGAUAUAGAUGACAUCAAGUAUGAGUGCGACUUUACGAUACCCAAGAGUUUUGGUGAAAUUGGAGCGGUUUUGGUGACAAAUGAGCACCAUAAUGAGAUGUUUCUCAAGGACAUCACAUUCAGCUCCGACGAUACCACCACCCUUACAAUAAGUUGCAAUUCGUGGGUGCAUUCCAAGUCCGACAAUCCAGAGAAGAGAAUCUUCUUCACCAACAAGUCUUACUUGCCUGCCCAAACUCCAAGCGGCCUUCGUAGGUCGAGGAGUAAAGAACUUGAAAUCAAGCGAGGUGAUGGCCAAGGAGAACGUAAGGAUUUCGAAAGGAUUUAUGACUAUGACGUGUACAACGAUCUAGGUGAUCCUGAUGCUGACGAGGACAAAGCUAGACCAGUCCUUGGUGGUAGCAAGAAAUAUCCCUACCCAAGGCGCUGCCGGACCGGACGCCCCAGAACACAGAAAGACCCUCUAUCGGAAACAAGGAGCAGCUCCAUGUACGUACCGAGGGAUGAGGCCUUCUCCGAAGUGAAAUCUUUACAGUUCUCGGGAAAGACGUUACGAUCUGUGCUCCAUGCGGUUAUUCCCUCGAUCCAAACUGCACUCAUCGAAAGUAAUCUCGGCUUUCCUUAUUUCACUGCCAUUGAUAAGUUAUAUGAUGAAGGCCUCACCUUGCCAAAGCAAGAAGGGCUUGGCCUCCUCCAAAGCAUUAUCCCUCGGUUGGUGAAGGUCAUUAGUGAUGGCACCGAUGACGUCUUGAAAUUUGAGCCACCAGCCAUGAUUGAAAAGGAUAAGUUUUCAUGGCUUAGAGAUGAAGAGUUCUCUCGGCAAACGUUGGCGGGUGUCAACCCUUAUGCCAUUCAGCUGGUUACGGAGUUCCCAUUGAAAAGCAAACUUGAUCCGCAGGUCUAUGGCCCUCCUGAGUCUGCUAUCAAUGUAGAGAUGAUUGAAGAAGAAAUAGGAGGCUUCAUGACAGUAAAAGAGGCACUCAAGCAAAAGAGGUUGUUUAUGCUGGACUACCACGACCUUUUCCUUCCAUUUGUGCACAAAGUUGAAGAGCUAGAAGGCACCACCUUGUAUGGAUCACGUACGAUCUUCUUCCUUACAAACAAUGGCACUCUGAGACCGCUUGCCAUCGAGCUCACCCGGCCAGCCUCCCCGCUCAAGCCCCAGUGGAAGCAAGUCUUCAUGCCUUGUUGGGAUGCCACUGGGGCUUGGCUCUGGAAACUCGCCAAAGCUCACGUUGGUGCUCAUGAUUCCGGCUACCAUGAGCUCAUCACCCACUGGCUAAGAACUCAUGCCUGCGUCGAGCCAUACAUCAUUGCAGCAAAUCGGCAGCUCAAUGCAAUGCAUCCGAUUUACCGACUCUUGCACCCACAUUUUCGCUACACCAUGGAGAUCAACUCACUUGCUCGGCAAUUCCUUAUAAGCGCAGCUGGGAUCAUUGAGUCAUCCUUCUCCCCACUCAAAUACUCCAUGGAGAUCAGCUCUGUCGCCUAUGACCAGUUCUGGCGCUUUGACAUGGAGGCCCUGCCAGCCGACUUGAUUCGGAGGGGAAUGGCGGUCGAAGAUCCGAUAGCUGAGCACGGGCUGAGGCUAACCAUCGAGGACUAUCCUUUUGCAACCGAUGGCCUUUUGAUCUGGUCUGCCAUCAAGCAGUGGAUCCAGGACUACGUCUCGCACUACUACCUGGACUCAAGCCAUGUGUUAGAAGACUACGAGCUCCAAGAGUUUUGGAAUGAGGUCAGGACCAAAGGCCAUGGCGACAAGAAAGACGAGCCAUGGUGGCCAAAAAUGGACAGCCCGGAGAACCUAAUCCACAUCCUGACCACCAUAACGUGGGUGGCCUCGGCACACCACGCUGCCGUCAACUUCGGCCAGUAUCAGUAUGGUGGCUACUUCCCCAACCGGCCAACCAUUGCACGCAUUAAGAUGCCGGUGGAGGACUUGCAAGAAGAUGAGUUUAUCAAAUUUUUGGAGAAGCCAGAAGUUGCUCUUUUACGGUGCUUUCCCUCUCAAAUUCAAGCAACGGUGGUGAUGGCGGUGCUAGACGUGCUAUCGAGCCAUUCGCCGGACGAGGAGUACCUCGGCGGGGAGCCAGAGUUGCCUUGGGUGCAUGAUCCGAUAAUUAAAGCAGCAUACGAGAGGUUCAAUGGAAGGUUGAAGGAGAUUGAAGGAAUUAUUGAUGAACGGAAUGCAGAUCCAAAACUUAAGAAUAGGUUUGGGGCGGGCACAGUUCCUUACGAAUCCAUGAAGCCUUUCUCUGAGCCUGGGGUCACAGGGAUGGGAAUCCCUAACAGCAUUUCCAUUUGAAAUUAAUUAAAAUUGAUAUUACUUCACCUAUCUUUGUGACUUCAGAGAAGAUCAAUUGUCUACGAAAUUUAAAAUAUAAUGCUGUAGUAAACAAAGGCUAGAAUACAAUGGUGGGACUUAUAUUUGACAAUGUUAUAUCUCCUAGAGUCUAGUACGUGGACGGCGUUGCAAUUUUCAAAUUAAUUUGAUGUCUUUUUUUUCAUGGGCUGCCUGUAAUAGGGUUGAGCUUUGACGUUUGCAUUGGAUACAACCUCCUACCAUUUCA
Phoenix dactylifera (date palm) is the source of this 3043-nucleotide messenger RNA. Its product is annotated as putative lipoxygenase 8, chloroplastic. Gene Ontology annotation, molecular function: metal ion binding; protein binding; oxidoreductase activity, acting on single donors with incorporation of molecular oxygen, incorporation of two atoms of oxygen. NCBI's taxonomy places the organism in Eukaryota, Viridiplantae, Streptophyta, Magnoliopsida, Arecales, Arecaceae. Gene Ontology annotation, biological process: lipid oxidation. The record is from RefSeq and is a predicted model, not a curated record.